AUGGACUAUAUUAAAAAGAAAAUAUAUGGGCCAGAUCCCAAAGAACAAAUGAGAAAGAUCAAUCAAUUACUUCGUAAGAACAAACGAGAACUAGAUAGGUCGAUGAAUCAAUUAGUCCCACUUAGAAAGAAAACAGAGUCAUUAAUCAAAAAAUCUGCCAAAGAUAAAGAUUACAAGUCAGCAAAAUUAUACGCCAGAGAGUUGAUUAAUAUAAAUAAACAAUAUAACAAGCUUUACACAUCAAAAACAAGAAUCGAGUCAAUCACAAUGUCCAUUAAUGAGCAAUAUUCUAUGAAUAAACUUACCCAAUCCAUUCAUUCGUCUACUUCAAUUAUGAAAGACGUCAAUCUGUUAAUUCAUAUUGGGGCAGUGCUGCAUACUAUGCAAGAAUUGUCAAAAGAGCUUAUGAAGGCUGGCAUUAUAAAUGAAAUGAUGGAUGAUAUGGUUGACUUGGAUGAGAUGGAUGAGGAAUUGGAAGAAGUAAAUAAGAUAAUUUCCGAUUUGACAGAGGAUAAAUUUUCUAAAAUUGAAAAUGAGAUACCAAGCAAUGAGUUCAAUGAACAAGUUAUUGAACCACCAGCAGAAGUGGCAGAAGAAGACGAGGAAGACGAAUUGGCAUUAGAUGAAAUGAGAGAAAGAUUAAAGGCGUUGCAGUAG
Candida dubliniensis CD36 is the source of this 657-nucleotide messenger RNA. RefSeq names its product ESCRT-III subunit protein (gene VPS24). Gene Ontology annotation, cellular component: multivesicular body; ESCRT III complex. NCBI's taxonomy places the organism in Eukaryota, Fungi, Ascomycota, Pichiomycetes, Serinales, Debaryomycetaceae. The transcript has 2 exons. Bases 1 to 657 code for a protein of 218 amino acids. Gene Ontology annotation, biological process: protein transport; late endosome to vacuole transport; endosome transport via multivesicular body sorting pathway. The record is from RefSeq and is a predicted model, not a curated record.